AUGCACGGAAACGAUGCACGGAGGCCUCGCGAGAGGAGUACGUCCGAUCGGUCGGAGCUUCGACCCCGUCUCGCGCGACGUCGACGCCGAGAACCGAAGGACUGCGAGGAGACGACGUUCGCGUUCGCGGACGUCGAGACCGCCGGAAGGAAGGUGACGGUGACGCGGACGGUGCACCGUGUCGAUCGAUGGCACGUCGCGAUCCGAAACGUCUUCGGAAGACCGCGUCCGCGAACGCAGACUCUCCCGGGGUCCCGGGGGAUCCCGGGGACGUCGUCUGUUUCCUACCUCGUGGGUCUCGGAAUCCCACCGAGAAGCGUUCCGUCGUUUCUCGGGGCUCUCGGCGACUUCGAGUCGAACGAAGCGGGGUCUUCCGUUUCCUCACUUUCUCUCGCCCUUGGGGAUCUUUCGCCGAUCAUCCUGAACUCGAUGCACCGGUAUCAACCCCGUUUCCACGUGGUGUACGUGAAUCCCCGGACCGAAGACCCGACGAGGACGGAGAACUUCAAGACUUUCGCCUUCUCCGAGACGAAAUUCACCGCCGUCACCGCCUAUCAGAACCAUCGGGUGAGACGAGACGACCGAGCGAACGAAGACGUCGAGAAUUUCACUCGACGACGGGCGCGUGCAGAGCGUUCCUCGCGUUCUAAAAAUUCGCACUUCGGAUCGAACGGCGAAUUCGCUCCGUGGCAGUCCCGGUUCGUUUUUCGCAAAUCGCUUUUCGCGAAUCGCAUCUCGAAAAGUGCGAGUGGCCGUAUCCGUGACGAGACGAUGAUCUUCGUGUCGUCCUGGAUUUUGAGGAGUUUCAUCACCCAGCUGAAGAUCGCGAGUAACCCUUUCGCCAAGGGAUUUCGGGACUGCGACCCCGACGACUGCGUGGUGGACGUGCUGAAUCACCUGGGAGGAGACGCGAGCAGGACUUCUCGACCGGGAACCAACGGGAGCCGGGGGUUGCAUCUCGUACAUCACAGUCCACCCAUCGAUACCAAAGGUACGGAGUGCCGAGAUCCGACGGAGCGGAGCGACGACGCCUCGAAUCGCGACGUUCGUCCGUCGCAGGAUGCGAGGAGGUCGGUGCCGAAAGAGGAAGAACGUGCACGGUCUUCGUCCGAACCGCUCGGUCGGAGGAAGAACGUGCACGGUCUUCGUCCGAACCGCUCGGUCGGAGGAAGAACGUGCACGGUCUCGCCGUAUCGCCCGAAAGGGUCCGUGGACGCGAACGAGCCGUCGAAGGACGCACGAAAUCCAUGGAACGUUCGACUCGUCGCUCGACGACUGCGCCUUUUAGUGCCCCCGGACACCGACUGGUGCUCGCAUCGAGUGGCACGUUCGUCCGGCGGUCUUCCGUGCACGAGGGACGCUCGGAAAACGCUGCCGAGGCAAACCACCGACGAGGAGAAGCCUUCGCCCGGUGGAUCGUCGUCGUCGGCAGGAUACCCGUCGUCGAACUCGGACUCUCCGGGUGCCUCCACCCAUUCCACACGCGGAACGGGGACGACGCUGACGACGGUGACGUCUCCGUGGUCGACUCCGGACGCCCUGGGCACACCCUACCCGUCGGACUCGAGUUGCUACGGGCCCGUGCACGCCUCUCCGUAUUCGUACGUGAAGCCGCGGGUCCAUCCGUACCCGCGGUAUCCGCAGGGCGGGACUCCCUCCGAUCCGCAUCCCGGCUAUCAGGGAUUCGACGGGUUCUACUACGGGUCGAGGUGAAAGCGACGAAAGAAACGCCUCGAAGAGUCUCUUAAUUUAUUCGACUAAUGUAUUUUAUUUUCGACCGGCUAUCGUGUUCCUCUUUCCCUUUUCCGAUUCCCACCGCUCCCCGUUUGCAACUCUUGUGAUAUCGGC
This is a messenger RNA of Darwinula stevensoni, 1848 nucleotides long. The record is from the annotation of a GenBank genome assembly. Lineage: Eukaryota; Metazoa; Arthropoda; Ostracoda; Podocopida; Darwinulidae.